Messenger RNA from Malurus melanocephalus (red-backed fairy wren), 1410 nucleotides. RefSeq names its product chromosome unknown C5orf47 homolog (gene CUNH5orf47). The record is from RefSeq and is a predicted model, not a curated record. NCBI's taxonomy places the organism in Eukaryota, Metazoa, Chordata, Aves, Passeriformes, Maluridae. The transcript has 6 exons. Bases 1 to 633 code for a protein of 210 amino acids.
AUGAGUUCUGGUGAAUCAGGUGAGUACUUUAACUCCAUUGCCAAGAAUGCUCAGAGAAAACCAAACCUCCACCAGCAACAGAAGCGCCGCCGCCGCGCCCGCCCGCCCGUGCCGCUGGUGUACGUGAGCAGCUUCGGCUCGCAGCGCUGCGGCUCCGUGCUCCGCCUGGGCCGGGACCGCCGGCAGAGCCCCGGGCAGAGCCCCCCGGGCCGGAGCCGCCGGCAGAGCCGCGGGCAGAGCCCCCCGGGCCGGGCCCGGGCCCCGAGAGCCGUCCCGGAGCCGCGGGCCGGGCCCAGCCCCGCACCGGGCAGCAGCGGCAGGCGGGCGGGGAGCGGCGGUGAGGGGAGAACCGGCAGCAACACCUCCGGUGAUCUUCAAAAGGCUAAGGCUGACGCCUUUGACUUUCCUUUCCCUUCAAGAAACACAGAUAAAGUCAUUAAACGAMAGAAGAAAAAGUCCAAAGUCUGGCACAAGGUCUGGAAAGUGAUUUCAAAAAUGCUUGAAGAAAAUGAGAGGUUCAGAAGUCGCCUGUUGACCUGCAGCCAGUUUCAUGGAGAAGGCUCUGACAGGAUCCAGAGGUCACAGAAUGGGGCAUACCUGGACAGGGACGAGUCCAUCUUUGGCUGGGUGUAGCAAGAAAAUGAAGGAAUAUUCAGGCCCAAAGGAAAUAUAAAAGCAGUGAAAGCUUUCAUUUUGAUCUAGUUUUUCCUGGAGUCAGUGCAAGACUGCAAAGUGACUUCAGGGAAACACAGGUUCUCUGUUGUUUGUUUGGUGUUUGUGCUUCUGGUGUUUAAGAGGUUUGUUUUUACAGUGGCUUAAACAGCUCUGUUGCAAGAUAUUUAUCUCAAGGCAUUAAGUCUUGUGUUUCACUGAGCUAUUAGUUUUAGAAAGCUUUUUAAUGAGCAUAAUAUUGUGACAGUUUGCUUGCAAAAGAAGAGAUACACAUUUAGUGUUGUCUCUGUAUUUAUAUCUUUUAUUUUUGUAGUUUGUCAGAAUAAUAAACACAAAUUCAGUAAGGCAGAGCUCCAUACAAGACAUAAACCCCACUUUCCUUUCUUCCUGAUUUGAAUAAAUUUGACUUUAUGAUAUUAAAAUAUUACACAAUAACCCUCUCUGUUCAUUCAUCCAUUUAUACAUGAAUCUCAGCAAGUAUUUUGAAUAUGAAACCAGGUGAAUGUUUUCUCUCUCCCUGCUCAUCCUGAGGCACAUAAUGGUACCAUCACAAUCAGGAGGUGUUGUUUAUCCACCUCACUUCAAUAACACAAUAUAAUUUUCUUCUGUUCUGCAGCUUAAUACUCGAACUCUUGAUUGACUGUUAAAGCCUUUUAAGCCAGCAAAUUGUGUAAAUGGGACAUGAAAAUGGCAUAAAAAUAGUUAUGUAUAUGGAGUUCAUCUUGAGAGUAAAACAUU